This is a messenger RNA of Trichechus manatus latirostris (Florida manatee), 8527 nucleotides long. It is a transcript of the gene GPCPD1, whose product is annotated as glycerophosphocholine phosphodiesterase 1. Bases 866 to 2887 code for a protein of 673 amino acids. Lineage: Eukaryota; Metazoa; Chordata; Mammalia; Sirenia; Trichechidae. Gene Ontology annotation, molecular function: starch binding; glycerophosphocholine phosphodiesterase activity. The record is from RefSeq and is a predicted model, not a curated record. The transcript has 18 exons. Gene Ontology annotation, biological process: glycerophospholipid catabolic process.
CUGGUGGGUUCAAACAGCUGACCUUUUGGUUAGCAGCCAAGUGCUUAACCACUGUGCCAUCAGGGCUCCUUUAUUACAGAGGCAUGAUUGAUCGAGUCAUGCCUCCUCACCCUAAGGUCAGCUGAUAUACUCUGGGUCUUUCUAGCCUAGCUAACCCGCACCUGAGUCAUCUUACUAUAAAAACCUGUAAAGUAUUGUCGUUCUGGAGUCCUUAUAGUUAACAAAGCCACUUCAAUCUCUGGGGGUAUUCCAAGGUUUUAGAGGUUAUCUGUCUCUCAGGAACCAACGAUAAAGACCAAAUGUUUUGGAUAAACUUAACUGUAAACCCCAAGAUUUGUUUUUAAGAUCUGUGGAGAAGUAUUCAGAUGAAAUGAUAGUCAUUAUUUUAAUGAGGAAGACUAAAUUUUCCACUAUAUAUGACUUUGGUUUGAGGUUUUUUGUUACAUUGCUGCUGUCCCAUUGAUAAUUUUCCUGAUUUUCAGCUUGUUAAUAAACUGUUUGAGUUCCUGGAAAGUAUUGGUUAGUGUUUCUUUAGAAUACUUAUCUGCAUUUAGUAUUUGCUUUUUCAAAUUGGAAGCUGCCUUGAAGUCAGGAACUGUGUUUUGGUCACUUUGUAUUCUUGGUGCCCAACAAUAUGUGCUUGAUACUGGCUCAAUAAAUAGCUGAAUGAAGAAAAGUUCAUCCCUGUGCCUUUCUCCCUUUCUCUGGCUUCAGUUCUGUAUAGGUGUGUUAAUGCCAAGGUGCCAGUGUGGUACCUGGUCACACAUAGCACCUUUCCAGUGAGGCUAGUCCAUCUCUGGUAAAGGAGACUUCUCAUCUGGUUGAACUAGUGCAACUUACUGUUUUCUUGCUUCCUAAAACUAAAAUGGGAAACGUUCUUACUUAUUCCACUGUAACUGCUUGUUCUGUUUCCUUAGGAGAAGUUUUUGCAAUAUGUGGAAGCUGUGAUGCUUUGGGAAAUUGGAAUCCUCAAAAUGCUGUAACUCUUUUUCGAGAGAAUGAGACAGGUGAAGGCAUGUUAUGGAAAGCAACCAUUGUACUCAGUAGAGGAAUAUCAGUUCAAUACCGCUACUUCAAAGGGUGCUUUUUAGAACCAAAGACUAUCGGUGGUCCAUGUCAAGUCAUAGUUCACAAGUGGGAGACUCAUCUACAACCACGAUCAAUAACCCCUUUAGAAAGUGAAAUUGUUAUUGACGAUGGACAAUUUGGAAUCCACAAUGGUGUUGAAACUUUGGAUUCUGGAUGGCUGACAUGUCAGACUGAAAUAAGAUUACGUUUGCAUUACUCUGAAAAACCUCCUGUCUCAAUAACCAAGAAAAAAUUAAAAAAAUCUAGAUUUAGGGUAAAGCUGACACUAGAGGGUCUGGAGGAAGAUGAUGAUGAUAGGGUAUCUCCUACUGUUCUUCACAAAAUGUCUAAUAGCCUAGAGAUAUCUUUAAUAAGUGACAAUGAAUUCAAGUGCCGGCAUUCCCAGCCAGAGUGUGGGUAUGGCUUACAGCCUGAUCGUUGGACGGAGUAUAGCAUACAGACAAUGGAACCAGAUAACCUGGAACUAAUCUUUGAUUUUUUUGAGGAAGAUCUCAGUGAACCUGUAGUUCAGGGUGAUGCCCUUCCUGGACACGUGGGUACAGCAUGUCUCUUAUCAUCUACCAUUGCUGAGAGUGGGAAGAGUGCUGGAAUCCUUACUCUUCCCAUCAUGAGCAGAAAUUCCAGAAAAACAAUAGGCAAAGUGAGAGUUGACUAUAUAAUUAUUAAGCCAUUACCAGGAUACAGUUGUGACAUGAAAUCUUCAUUUUCCAAGUAUUGGAAGCCAAGAACACCAUUGGAUGUUGGACAUCGAGGUGCAGGGAACUCUACAACAACUGCCCAGCUUGCUAAAGUUCAAGAAAAUACUAUUGCUUCUUUAAGAAAUGCUGCUAGUCAUGGUGCAGCCUUUGUAGAAUUUGAUGUACAUCUUUCAAAGGAUUUUGUGCCUGUGGUCUAUCAUGAUCUCACCUGUUGUUUGACUAUGAAAAAAAAAUUUGACACUGAUCCAGUUGAAUUAUUUGAAAUUCCAGUAAAGGAAUUAACAUUUGACCAACUCCAGUUGUUAAAGCUUGCUCAUGUGACUGCACUAAAAUCUAAAGAUCGGAAAGAAUCUGUGAUUGAGGAAGAAAAUUCCUUUUCUGAAAAUCAGCCAUUUCCUUCUCUUAGGAUGGUUUUAGAGUCUUUGCCAGAAGAUGUAGGGUUUAACAUAGAAAUAAAAUGGAUCUGCCAGCAAAGGGACGGAGUGUGGGAUGGCAACUUAUCAGCAUAUUUUGACAUGAACCUAUUUUUGGAUAUAAUUUUAAAAACUGUUUUAGAAAAUUCUGGGAAGAGGAGAAUAGUGUUUUCUUCAUUUGAUGCAGAUAUUUGUACAAUGGUUCGGCAAAAACAGAACAAAUAUCCCAUAUUAUUUUUGACUCAAGGAAAGUCUGAUAUUUACCCUGAACUCAUGGACCUCAGAUCUCGGACAACGCCCAUUGCAAUGAGCUUUGCACAGUUUGAAAAUCUACUGGGGAUAAAUGCACAUACUGAAGACCUGCUCAGAAACCCGUCCUAUAUUCAAGAGGCAAAAGCUAAGGGACUAGUCAUAUUCUGCUGGGGUGACGACACCAAUGAUCCCGAAAACAGAAGGAAAUUGAAGGAAUUUGGAGUUAAUGGUCUAAUUUAUGAUAGGAUAUAUGAUUGGAUGCCUGAACAGCCAAAUAUAUUCCAAGUGGAGCAGCUGGAACGCCUGAAGCAAGAAUUACCAGAGCUUAAGAGCUGUUUGUGCCCCACUGUUAGCCGCUUUGCUCCCUCCUCUUUGUGUGGAGACCCUGAUAUCCGCAUGGAUGCCAAUGGCAUCGACAACGCGGAGAAUGCUUAGUUUUUAUUGCACAGAGGCCAUUUGAGGGCAUGCACCACUAUUCUGGGUAUUCACUUUUCAUCACUGAGCAUUGUUUAUCUAUGCUUUUUGGGUUUCUCAGUCCAAUGAAGCAAUAAUGACGUAUUUUACUGUUUCACUACAGUUCUUGGUAGAAUUUCAAGUAUGCUAUUUAAAUCACUUGGCCAGGUAUAAUUACCAGUCAGUCUCUUUACAAUGAGAAGAUUUAUUGAUUGGUAAAUAUUUUAAACUAAAAACAUAAACCUACAGUGUUAAACAAAUGCUCAUUAAUAGCAUAACUCUUUGAAAUUAAAUAUAUGACUAUCUCAUAUUUUCACUUGUUACAGCUUUUCAUUUAAUCAGGUCUGAAAUCUUUAGCACUUGAGGAAAAUGACUAUGCAUAAUUAUACCUGACCAUGGAAAAAAAAAAGUACCUCAAAUGCAUGCAUUUGCACUAGUGAUUCCAACUGCACAAAUCUUUGUGCCAUCUGUGUACAUAUGUAUUUUUACAUGGAUUGACAUGCACAUUUUCCUUCAGUAUGAACCUUGAGAUGCUGCCAUUUCCCACUUAACCAAACCAAUGCCUGUGUAAACAGUCUGGAAGUGAACCUUGAACACUUGUUUCUUCACAAGUCUUUCAAAAGUUGUUUUGCAUAAAUGUUAAAGUUUCAAAAUGCCGCAGGGUAAUUUAAUGUAUAAAAUAAUAGAGGAAGUAUGUGUUGCAUAGUUAGAGUAGAUCACAUGUAUAAAUUAUAUUCAAUGCAUGCUUCAGGGUUUAAGCAUGAGAUUAUACACGUUUACUUAAGUCCUUGCAUCUGUGGUGCUAGGUGAGUGAGAAGGUGUCAAGGACUGAAAAUAUUUUGUUGCCUGAAAAAAAAAAGCCUGUUUGUAGGCAUUUUAAAUAUGCUUAUUUUAAGUGUCUCUCACUACCUAUUACACACCGUUGCUUUGUGGAUUUGUAUGUUUGUGUUGUACAGUAGUUAAAUCUCCAUGCAGAGAAAUAAAUAUCCUGAAUUCUCAUAUUAGUAUUCUUUAUUGGUUAAUGUAUAUCAUGCAUGUAAUUUAUUUAGAAAUGUAGAAGAUCCUACUAAAUGUAUAUGCAUGUUUUUUAAGAUUAUACUAAGGUUUCUUUCAUUAGAAGCAGAUUGUUUUGACAUAACUGUAACUUAAAAAUGUAUGUUAAAUAAAAUGAUAGAUUUAUUUUCUUCAUUAUAAAAUGAGAUUUUGAGAAGUUACUUUUAUAGAAUCAGUUUUAUAAUAUUGUUAGGAAAAAUUGAAAUUUAGCGUCUAGCCUAAAGAGAUGGCUUAUCUGCAUCUGCAUUUUACUGCAUGUUAUUUGCUAGGCAGUUUAUACAUGUCUUGACAAAUUUGGGUAGUAGCUGAGAACCUAAGACUUGAAAUUAUACAUUGUAUCUUUUUUAUUUUUUGAGCUAAGCAGUGCAAUUUUGGUCAGAUCUUAAUCGUGUCAAGAUAGGCCUUGAAAUCGUACGGUAUUGUAUUGGUAACACUGAUAUUUAAUGGAAAAUAGUUUAGAAAAUGGAGUAUUCUGCAAGGGUUCUGUAUGCUCUGCCCACAUUGAGAUUUUCCAGCAUUUUGGUGUGAAUUAGACACUUUUAGAAAACUCUUGAAAAAGUAUGUUUUCCUCAUCUGCAGAUCCUUGUACAAUACAGUCACCAUUAUGUACGGUAAUUUGAUUGGCCAUAUGUAUGUGUUUCUAGUCCUGUUCCUGUCCCCUAUGCCCUUCCAGUUCCAGCUCCAUUUUGAAGAAUUAAGGGUAGAGGGGAAGCAGAUCAUAAAGGGAAAAAAAGGAGAAAACAGAGGGUGAGGAAAAGGAGGUGUGUUGGGUGCUCUUGAACAGUUUAUAUUUACUGAGAAGAGCUUUACAAUAACUGCUUAAAAUAUAGACAGAAGAACCUCCUUGCUCACUUCCUUUUCUAUCUCUACCUGCCUAUAAGACCCAGUGCUAGUAGAUGAUUGUAACAAGCAUUUUUACAGGACAAGUCCAGGCUCUGUGUCGCUAGCCACUGCCCUAAACACUCAACUCCAGCUACACUGUACCCAGAAGUCCUCUCUUCCCCAUGGACACUUUCUCCCUGCCAAGCUCCCAUUUCUGCUUGAGUCAUCAGUUUUGUCUCUUGAGCCCUUGCCGAAGCUCCUUCAGAAGGGAUGAAUCAGUGUUUUACUCUAUAGCAUUAUGUUCGUACCUUGAUCACGUCAUGCGUCACAGUACCUUCUACAUAGGCAUAGUUGAUGUGUGUCACAUCCACCAGGCUGUGGGCUCUCCAAGAGCAGGAGCCUUGUCUUAUUUAUUUUUAGUUCCACAAUACCUGGAACAUAGUAGAAAAUAAGUGUUGGAAUGAUUGAGAUAAUCUAAUUUGUAUGAAAUGUCCUUUUGAAUUAAGAGAUUUAGUCAUGUUUAGUGAGAAUGUAAGCUUUGAAUUGGUUUACGUUUUGAUCAUUGGGGUUGUUUAUUGACAUCAAUUUUGAAAUGUAGAGGUAUAAUGUUAAAUUUUGUAUUUUUCUGAAAAUUGACUGAAAUAUUUGAUAAAAUGCCACCACUCUGAUAUUUUCUAUCCUCUGAAAUUAUGUACUGUAACUGACUGGGUGUCAACGUGAAGAACACAGCUCACUCCUGUGUCAGUAGUGCCUGAGGGCUACCACAGCUGGCCUCCUGCCACCCCAUUUACCUCACUGCCAUUGUUCCCUGUAACACUCAUUUUUUCUCUCUUCUAAGCCCCAUGCUUAGGCCUACCUCAGAACUGCUUUCCUUAUCUGAAACACCUUCCUCUGCCAUCCUUCAGUGUCCAGCUCAGGUACCACCAUCUCCAUAAAACUUCCUUCAGCUUUUGAUCAGUUUCAUGAUGUUUUAAGAUGUAAACAAAUGCAGACAGCCUCUAAGUUGCACUACUUCAUUUUGCAGCUGAGGUAAUAAACCCAGAGAGGUUAAGUGACUUACCAGGUUGGGACUAGAUUCUUGAGUUUUGUGACUUGUAAUCUGGUAUUCUUAAACUCUGUUGCCUUCGGAAUUCUUGUGGCAUUUGUUAGCAUAUGCUUUCUUAUAGUCCAACUUUUUAUGUGGCUGUUGUAUUUCCCUAAUAAGAUUGUAAGCCCCUUAAGGGCAGGAACAACUUUGCAUUUCUGGCACUACUGCAGUGCUCUAGACUUAGUUAUAAACUAGGUAAAUAAAUGGUGGUGGCAAUGAUCCUAGUUUCCUAACUCAGAUUGUUUGACAGUAUACAUGCAAUUUUGCAUGGCAUGCUUGGCCAUAUUGUCUGGAGUGUGUGCAUGUGCAUGUGUGCAUGUUUGCAUGUGGGGUUCUCACUUGUGCCCUGGUUGCUUGGAGUCACAUAUUUGAUGGGUUACCCUAGCCAAUGAGGAGAAUGAUGGAAGAAUAGUGGUUAUUAUUCCACUGAUUCAAGUGGAAGAUAUGAUACAGCUUUUCCCCAGGUGUGGUUGCCCCUUCCUGGGCAAUAUACCUAAAUUCUACCACUGGUUGACUAAUCAUGAAGAAGGUGCUCCCUUGGAUAGGACUUGCUUGACCCAUGGGAGAGGCCACCUCAUUAGUCCUGGUAGACAGUCAUUCCCCUUGCUUCCUCUUCACAGCUGUGACUAAAUUUUGUCGGUCACUUAACUGCUGGUUUGAUAUUCUAGGUUGGAUAAUGGAGUCCUGUUAAUUUAGAUUUAGAUGCAAUUGAUUUACUUUGCGAUUUGGGUUUGAGCCAUGCAGUUUUGGGGUUGAAAGCAAAGUAUGCAUAUUACUUAGAAAUAUUGCAUCAUUUUUGUGUUCAUGAUUAGAAGUUCAUUCAUAUUACCUCUUAAUGGGCUUGUAUAGUUUUAGAAGUAUAUUUGAAAUGUUAAAUAAUGUAAGAGGGUAUAUGAUUAAGGCCAUACAUGUAUGUGUAUGUGUUGGGGGAGUUAAGAAGAGAUCGUGGAAAACCUUCACGGAGCUCUCAAGCCAGUGCAGAAAGGGGUAGAUGUCAGCGUAGUUGUGAAACCAGUUUGGGGCACAGCCUGUGUAAACUCUUGAUGCCAGGGUAGUAUUUGCGGUGCGUUCAGGGGAAUGAAGGAGCCGCCAUGACAACGGAGAUGAGGUGAUGAAUGCCAGAUAGAGGCUUUGUAUCCUUGGAGGAGAUGAAGAUUAACAAUUUUAAAGAAGGGAAGUGACAUGAAAGACACAUGUUUAAAAAUAAGAGAAAAGUGGUGCUAGUACAGGAAUAAUACAAGGAAAAGUGCUGAGAUUAAUUUGUCACCUCCUAAAUUGGUCCAGGUGUGCCUCUACCUUUUCUGAUGGAGAACAGAAAUAUGGAUGGGAUAAGUGAACUUAGGAAAUUACUUUCAAAGUCAAGCUGUAUAAUUUUGCAGGAAGAAAGCAAUACAAGCUUAGCAAAGGUUCAGUGGUAACCCAUGGUUUCAAAUGCCAUUUAUAGAUAAUUGCCAAGUAUCUCUCUUCAGCCCAGAAACUCCAGAUUCAUACAUCUAGCUGUCUGUCCGUAUCUCCACUUGGAAGUCUUCUGGGCAUCUCACACUUUAAUGUACCUCAGCAAAGUUUGUUCUACCUCCUUCCCUCCCUCUACCACCAAAUCUGCUUGUAUAUCCCCUGUAAUUGGUAACCUAGGAGUCUUCCAUGAUUUUUCUCUUACUGAAACCAUGUGAUUAUUAUAGCUUUACAUUAUAUCUGAUUGGGUGACUGCCCAGUUGUUCUUUUUCAAAGUUUUUUUUAAUUCAUUUUCUUAUGUUUAAUAACUUGAGAAUCAUCAAAUGCCAAAAGAAAUUCUCUUGGGAUUUAGAUAGGUGUUUGAUUGAUUUUCUAGGUUAAUGUGUGGGAAGGAUUAACAUUUUAAGAAUAAGUUUCUAUCCACAAGACAGUAUGUAUCUCCGUUUAUUCAGUAUGUUUAUGUCCUCCAGUAAAAUAAGGAAGGAAAAUUCUGAAUAAAUGACACAGCCACUUACCUCGAUUUUUCGGUUAGGUGUUGUAUGUUUUUUUAAGUCCCUGGGUGGUGCCAACGGUUAAGCACUCAGCAAAUACCCGAAAGGUUGGCGGUUUGAAUCCACCCAGAGUUGUCUUGGAAGAAAGGCUUUUGGCGAUUUACUUCCAAAAGUCACAGCCAUUGAAAACCCUGUGGAGCACAGUUCUACUCUGAAACACACGGGUAGCCAUGAGUCAGAAUCAGCUUAGCAGCAAAUGGUUUUGUAUGUUUUUUAAGUUUAUUCUUAUAUGUAAACUGCUUGUGAAUAGAUUUUUGUUUGGUUUUAUUUCCAUUACAUUUCCUUAAAUACUUUUCUUCUGCACCAAUAAUAAGCUUUUUUUUUUUUUUUUUGGUCCAUUGGUCUAAUAUCUGGCUACCUCGAUAAACUUAUUAAUGAAAAUUGUUUGUCAUUAAGUCUAUGGGAUUUUCUGGAUAACUGAUCAUGUUAUCUGCAGUGUGUUUUUCUUUCUGAUUUUUUAUAACUUUUGUCUUAUUAGCUAGUCACAGUUACAGGCAUCUUCAUUUCUUUACUGACUGUAAUGAGGAUGUAAAUGUGAUGGCUGCUAAAGUUUCCUAGCACAUGUUCAUUUUAAUUAAUUGAAUAAUGUGGAGAUUGUUGAAACGGCAAAUGUUUUGUUACAUAUAUAUUUACCACUCUAUUCCCAUAACUCCCCCU